GACUUGUUCCAACCAGGCUCACAUCGUCCGCUCCGAACACCAUGCCCGCCGCGACGCAGCAGGCGGCGCCACCAGCCCAGGCGACACAAUAUGCGUCCGACUCGCCAUCACAGCAGGCCGCCGAGAUGAGCGUCGUGCUGUGUACUGCAGGGUACGACCACACGAUCCGCUUCUGGGAGGCAUGGAGCGGUAUCUGUUACCGCCAGAUCACGAUGCCGCCGCAAUGGAAGCAGGUCAAUCGGCUCGCGAUUAGCCCGGAUAAGACGUACCUCGCUGCCGCGGGCAACGCGAGCGUUAGGAUAUGGGACAUCCCGUCGCUCUCCAACUCGCCAAUCAUGCAGCUCGAAGGCCACACGGCCAACGUCACGGCGCUACAGUACUCUGCAGCCGGAAAGUGGAUUGUGACUGGCAGCGAGGACGGGACAGUCAAGGUGUGGGACACGAGAACAGGCCAGGUGCAGCGCACGUACAAGCACGAGGGGACGAUGGUCAACGACGUGGUCAUCCACCCGAACCAGGGCGAGCUGAUCAGCUGCGACCAGCUGGGCAGCGUCAAGAUCUGGGACCUGGGCGAGAACACGUGUACGCACGAGCUCGUGCCGGCCGAGGACGUGCCGAUUCGCAGCGUGUCGAUUGCGUCGGACGGCGGGACGCUCGUGGCCGGCAACAACCUGGGCACCGUGUUCGUCUGGCGUAUCCAGGGCGGCGCGGACAGCACCAACCUCGUGCCGGUGACGAGCUUUGUUGCGCACAACAAGUACGUCACGCGCUGUCUCCUGUCGCCGGAUACGCGCCACCUCGCCACCUGCAGCGCCGACACAACCGUCAAGCUAUGGAGCACAAAGGACUACGAGUACACGCUUGAGCGGACGCUCGAGGGCCACCAGCGCUGGGUGUGGGACGCGGCGUUCAGCGCAGACUCGGCGUAUCUUGUCACUGCGAGCUCUGACCACGCGGCGAGACUCUGGGACUUGGCCACGGGCGAGACGGUUAGGGGAUAUGAAGGCCAUCAUCGUGCGACAGUCUCUGUCGCCCUCAACGACAUCAACCUCACAUGAGAGGGGGACGAGUGUGGCGCGGAAGCAAAUUCGCCGCCUGCCACUGUGGCUGCCAGCAUUCGUGGUGGCCUUGUACCAUUUAUUCAUUCAUAGUGGCCUGUAUGCACGCGUAAUAGGAA
Messenger RNA from Vanrija pseudolonga, 1177 nucleotides. It is a transcript of the gene pop3, whose product is annotated as Target of rapamycin complex subunit wat1. The record is from RefSeq and is a predicted model, not a curated record. Gene Ontology annotation, cellular component: TORC1 complex; TORC2 complex. Gene Ontology annotation, molecular function: protein binding. NCBI's taxonomy places the organism in Eukaryota, Fungi, Basidiomycota, Tremellomycetes, Trichosporonales, Trichosporonaceae. The coding region runs from base 42 to 1058 and encodes 338 amino acids. Gene Ontology annotation, biological process: TOR signaling; regulation of actin cytoskeleton organization. The transcript is spliced from 7 exons.